AGCCUUCCCAAAUUUUCUCCUUUUGCAGCUCGAAACCAAAACAUCUAUCUAUAGUAGGCAAAGGAGUACAGGGGGAAAGAUGUUUAACUCGGUAAAUCUGAGCAACUUCUGCUCCCAGACACGUAAAGACCGGACAUCUGAGUUCGGGGACAGGACGGGCUGUGCCUCCAAUAUCUACCUCCCCAGCUGCACCUACUACGUCCCAGAAUUUUCAACCGUUUCUUCGUUUCUUCCGCAGGGGCCUUCGCGGCAAAUUACAUACCCCUACACUACAAAUUUGUCUCAAGUGCAACCGGUACGAGAUGUUUCCUACGGCCUGGAUCCAUCCAGCAAGUGGCACCACAGAACUAACUACGCGACGUGCUACUCCGGAGAGGAUCUGGUGCACAGGGAUUGUCUUCCGCCAUCCACCAUGACAGAAAUGCUCAUGAAAAACGAGAGCGUGUACAGCCACCACCACCAUCACCACCAUCCUAGCUCUAACCACCCAUCUACUGGUUUCUAUUCCAGUGUCGGGAAAAACAACGUGCUGCCUCAAGGUUUUGAUCGCUUUUUUGAAUCGGCGUAUUGUGGCGCUGACAACCAGUCAGACCAUUGUUUACAAAAGAGCGAGACGACUAAACUAGAGAGCACGUCCCAGCAGCCCAGCGCAGUUUCGGGGGUGGAAGAGCCAGAAAAGGACGCCGAGGACGAAGAAGAACGAACAAAUUCGGGCUCAUGUAGCUCCUCAGGCACAAAGGAGAGCAACGCAAGCAAAAUCAACCAUUCGAGUGCCCCCCGCACGAGGAAGAAGAGAUGUCCAUACUCCAAGUUUCAGAUUCGCGAACUGGAACGAGAGUUUUUCUUUAACGUUUACAUCAACAAGGAGAAAAGGCUGCAGCUCUCCAGAAUGCUAAACCUUACUGACAGACAAGUGAAAAUAUGGUUUCAAAAUCGCAGAAUGAAAGAAAAGAAAUUAAGCAGAGACCGCUUGCAGUAUUUCUCUGGGAACCCACUGUUGUAAACAAUGGACUUAUUUCAGUAGGCCAAGGUUGAUUUUACUUGAUAUUUCCGAAAACUUUGGAUAUUCCAUAAUUCUAUGAACUAUUGAUCAUUUAUCUCGAUGAAGCCGACAUUUCUGACUAAAUUCGCAUGGAUUUAAAAAAAAAAUAUUUUUUUGUAAUGGCAGAGAAAAGGCGUCUUGGGACGAUAAUUAUGGAGUUUUGAAUUCAAGCCUUUGUAGUUAAAAAUCCAAGUUCAGAUUUACUAUUCACAAGGUUUUUGAGGAAAAUCACAGGCUACACUGAAAUCUUUGUAGAUAUCUUAUUCACAAUACAACCUUAAUGACUAGUUGCUGUAAAUAUGUAACAAAACAAGUCGAACUGAAGUCGGAGUCGUCGUACAAUAUCUUGUAUUUUUCUUUUCUUUUCUUUCUUUUUUUUAACAUUUUCGUCAUUUUAAACUGUGACUUGUACAAUCUGUAAUAAUGUAUUCCUUGUACAGAGACUAUGCAACGUGCAUUUGUGAUUGUAAAUAUAGCAAAUAUUAAGUUCACUUUCCCUAACAUUGCUGCUAUUUUCUUUAUAUUGCCCGAGCAGUUCUCGCGCGCUUUAGCCUAGGACCCAUGUUCCUUUCUUUAACUUAUUUGCUUUAUGUUAAGCUCAGUGUUCUUUUGUCAGAGAUCGCAAAGAUUACAUUUGGACUGUGUAUGAUAUAUGGUAUACCGCAUAUGAAAUAAAUAUAUACAAUGUAAAAGGCAUUUAGAAGUGAAUCCUGCCUCAGUUUCAGACAGUGAGCCAGACGAAAAACUUCAGCAUGUACGAUUAAACGUUUCAGUAAUUUAACUGGUUAACAGUGCUGAAGAAACUGAAAUCAUCUGAAAGAACCAUUUACAGUCUCAUAAUAAAAUCUACUCAGAGAAGCCUUUUGAUGAAUUUAACUAGCAUAUAUCAAAACAAAUCAUUUACUUUACUCGAAUCAUAGGUGCGAAUG
Ictalurus furcatus (blue catfish) is the source of this 1971-nucleotide messenger RNA. RefSeq names its product homeobox C11a (gene hoxc11a). Gene Ontology annotation, molecular function: DNA-binding transcription factor activity, RNA polymerase II-specific; RNA polymerase II cis-regulatory region sequence-specific DNA binding. The record is from RefSeq and is a predicted model, not a curated record. The transcript is spliced from 2 exons. NCBI's taxonomy places the organism in Eukaryota, Metazoa, Chordata, Actinopteri, Siluriformes, Ictaluridae. Bases 80 to 1003 code for a protein of 307 amino acids. Gene Ontology annotation, cellular component: nucleus. Gene Ontology annotation, biological process: anatomical structure development; regulation of transcription by RNA polymerase II.